AUGAGUAAAGUGAGAGGACAGUCAGGAGUCCCCUGAGCAAAGGUCUGAUCAUGUGACACAAUUGAGUGAGUGGCAGAUAAUGAAUGAGAAGCAGUAGGUCAGUUUCCCUCACUCACACCAUAUUCAGCGCUUUAGUAACAAGGGAGCAAGGCAUGCUGGGAGGUACGGACUGAAGCCAGCGGGGGAGAGAGGGAAGAACGUGGGAGGUCCCUUUGUACAGGCCGGAAGCUGCAGCUCUAUGAAGCAGUGCCUGAUGGGAAUUCUCAUUCGACGGAGCGGAGCAUGCUGGGUUAUUUAGUUCCAGCCUACUGACUGUGAAUAGGGCAAGGAAUGGGGAUUCCUUUGUUUAACUACAAAACCCAUAAUGCAUUGCUGCCUGGUACUGAACACCUGGGGAUUUGAGGGAUUUGAGCUGCUGAAACACAGAAACGCAACGAUUAAAAUACGAGACGACAGUCCCAGGUAUUGGCGACUCCUCCAACUUUGCGGUGUCCCAUAGAUAGAAAAACAAGAGCGUUUCUUGGGACAACUCCACCAUUUCCACAUUUCAUUUUCCAAUCUGUAACAAUGAAUUGAGCCGUCGGAUAAUUUAAUUGAAGGAUUGGUGAUUUACUAUUUAAUCAUUUAUCAGCACGAGCCACUUUAUAAUUAAGGACUGAAGUCCAAGGGAUUAUCAGUUUAUUUCAGCACAUUUCAGCACACGCACCUCAGAUACACCAAUUCAUUGAAAGAGGGGAAUUAAUUGCACAAAUCAUUGGGAAUUUGGAUUAACAACCAUUAGCACAAGUUACUUUAAAUCUAAGGACUGAAGUCCAAUCAAUUAUUUCUAUAUUUCAGCACUUGCCCUUUACAUUUUUUAGCUUUUGGAAAGAGUUUGAAUUAAUUGUAUCAAUUCAAUCAGAUUAAUUACCGAUAAUAAGGAUAAUCACUUUGGGUUGUUUUGGGGAUAUAUUAGUACAAUAUACAGAGUCUAAUCACACAGGACUAUAAAGUCUUGAUAUCUAAUUAAGUAAUUAAAUGUUAAUUAAUCGAUUAAUAAGGGGUUCUUUUUCUUUACAUGACACAAAUCACAACUGAUACACGUCAGACCCUGGUUUUAAUUAAGACUAUUGAAAGGUGAUAUUGCAGAUCUAAUUUGCAGCAAUUAGCGUUGCCUUAAUCACAGUUUUCUCUCUUUUUCUGUAACCUAGAGACAGUGAGGGGGUUAGAGAGGUACUUCCAGUAACACAUGGGGAUAUACAAGUACAUAGACACAGGCUGAGGGGGAGUAAGAGGAGUCUGUGGAGGAUGGAGCAGAACUUCCUGUUCCUGGGGGCACUGGGUAAUUACCUUUCUGCCCCAGAGAGCUCAGUGAAGAGAGAAGAGAUGGGAGACCAGAGUCAGGGGAUAAAGUGUGAGCGAAACGUUCCAGACAACACAACUGAUGCCCCCCCAACCAUUAUAGUAAAGAUUGAAGAAGAUGGGGAGUCGUAUGGGUGGUCCCCGAAACUGAAUGGUGAGCGAGAAGCAGCUACAGUGCCACCUCUCCAGCAGCAGCAGCAGCAAUCGGCCACUGAGAAUAUGGUGACCUACAUGGAUGAGUCCCAGGCCCAGCAGCAGGCGGAGCGUGAGAGGCAGCGCAAGGCUCGCUUCUCUGAAGAGGAAAAUGAUGUUCUCAUUAACAGUAUUCUUCCUCAUUAUGAUAAACUGUUUGGCAAACUGGCCGCACGGACCUCAACCGCAGUGAAGAACGCCCUGUGGAGGGAAAUUGCUGCUGCCGUCAAUGCCAUCUCUGCCUACCCACGCUCACUGCAGAACUGUAAGAAACGAUAUGCCGACGUGAAGAGAAAAGUCAAGGAGAAGCUGUGCAAGAUUGCCAAACACCGGCGGGCCACGGGCGACAGGGUUCCACUCAGCAUCUCCUUCUGGCCAUACGAGCGCAUCAUGGAGAAGAUUAUCUCUGCUGAAGUAGCAGCCGGAGUCCUCGGUGCCACUGAUUCUGGUAGAAUGGCUGAGCCCAAUGCAGCAGGACCAUCAGAUGUUGAUGCUGGUUCUGAGUAUUUUCCUGAUGUCCACAAUGGAAGUGAAUCGGCAAGGUCUGAGAUAGAAGAUUCCCAGAUGCCCAUUCAUCAUUUCCCUGCGGACAAGGAGGACCACGGUAUAUCAAACAUGGAAGGAGGCAUGCCUGAUCCUCAAAAAGAAAUAGUUCAAGAGGAACAUUUAAGAGAGAGAAGGCCGAAUGCAUGUAGAGUUGAUCCAAGCCAAAGGUCCAGAGAGUUGUGGAGCACUAGACAUCAUCAUUCCAUGAAAGAUCACACGACUCUCAUCUAUGCUGAGCAAAGUCAUUUCCGACGGACCAUGGCAAAGAAGUUGGACAUCCUGAAUAACAAUGUUAAGGCACUAAACAAGAACGUUAAGGCCUUCCAGAAUUCCUUCAACCAAAGCAUCAUGGCCUUGUCUCAGUCUAUGCAACAGCAGAACUCCAUCUUUGAGAAGCUCUCCUCCAACCUGCUGCUGAUGGCCCAACAACAGCAACAACAUAAUCAACUAUGCACCAGUGCCAUAAAGCAACUAUUCCAGAUCUUUCCAUCUUCCAGAGACUCCCUGUCACUAUCAGUGCCCAAUGAGAUGCCUAGUGACGCCACUAGUGAAAUGCAGACACUGAAAGAACCAUGUGCACAUGGACUUGAGCUUACAGAAUCUAGGAGGCCUUCAAGUCCAUCAGGUGAAGCACCGAAGAGAAGGCGCCAUUAAAAUAUGGAGACGUUGUUAUCAUAUGUAGCAUUCCACAACUAACUAGUCAUAUCUAAGCACUAACUAGCUCUGGUUUCAGACAGGUACACCUAACAUUUUAUAAAGAAAGGAGGAAAAGUUCAGUUUCAGUUGACUAGAUCUUUUGCAAGUUUUUUACAUAUAUAAUGCAAGCAGUGCUGGGUGGGACCUCAUAGGGUCCACCAUAGACUUGUCCACAUCCAGGCUCUUCUCACAAUCAUUAGAUGUACAACAUGAUACAUGGGCUGGAUGUUCCAUGUCUGUAUGGUGUACAGAGGGGGCCCAUUUCGGGGUACCCUGACUGUGAACUGGUUAAGCACUGUAUCAUUAAUAAAUUACCUGAUGAUAA
Xenopus laevis (African clawed frog) is the source of this 3100-nucleotide messenger RNA. RefSeq lists its product as uncharacterized. The record is from RefSeq and is a predicted model, not a curated record. The transcript is spliced from 7 exons. Lineage: Eukaryota; Metazoa; Chordata; Amphibia; Anura; Pipidae. The coding region runs from base 1288 to 2733 and encodes 481 amino acids.